GCGCCAUCUACACACAGACGGCUGAUUGUGCAGUGUUGACUACGGGUCAUUUAAACUUUAUCCAACACGAGGAGCUUAGGAAGACCGUACAGGCUAAGCACGGGAGGAUACUAACAAUCGGGUUGUUGUUUUACCUGAAACACAGGUAACCAGAAAGCCAUGCACCGGAAGGAGUACGCCACAAGUGGAGGGACUUACCUCAAGGAGCGUGGUCCCACUAACGCCGUCCCCCUCCACAAUUACGUCAGUGGUGACGGAAAGUCGCACGCGUACAGAGGCAUGGCCCACUACGUCCCCUCAGAAAGGGCCUGGAUCGCCAAGGACCAGUUUCGAUCGUUGCCACGUGAAACCAAACGUGACGCUAUCGAUAUUCAGUCAGAGGACCAGUGGGUGGACUUCAUGAGGAACCGAGACACGCCUUCUGGUUACUACAAUGAAAACAUAGGCCUACUGCAGACUGGUAAAGCCGAUCUGAAGCUCUUCGGAUACACUCGGAACCUUCCUGCAAUGCCAUCAAAAGACAUUUUCCAAAAUCCCUGGCCGAAGAGUGAUGCAUUUGUUCCGGUAGAGCGAAAAGGGCGUGGCGAUUACUAUGGCUACUAUCAUGAGGCAAUUGAAAGUGAACGAGAACGACGAAAGAAAGAGUUUCCAACGAGCUGGGUGAUCGAAGCUAGAGACGUGCCGAAGUUAUAAUUUCUUAUGAGCACUGACCUUACAUGUUCAGUAAAACCUGACGUUACCGACAUUAAGGGGGCGGGGUUAAUUUGGUCGUUUAUUGUGUAUCGGAUGUCGGUAAACUCAGGAUUUAACGUACAAGUAGACAUUUUAAGUCAACAUUUGUCUAAUAUCCAGUCCGGAUAUAUUAUAUCUUAGCAAACGUUAAAGAUGAACACUUUAAGUCUGUGAUAAUAAGAAUGGGUUUCAUGUUUAUCUAUACCUCUCAAAACUCCCAUGAACACUGUUUAAAUAACACAGUAUUUAUCACACUGGAUGAAAAGUUGGUGGUUUUCCCAAUGGGACCUCGGGGUUUGUUACAGUCUGUAUGAUUGGACAAUCAUGAUGUAUUCCGUCUUUGCGUAUUGCAGAGUUAUCUUCUCCUGUGAGCAGAUAUUGAUUGUUACCUCAUUGGUUUGUG
Mizuhopecten yessoensis (Yesso scallop) is the source of this 1135-nucleotide messenger RNA. RefSeq lists its product as uncharacterized. Lineage: Eukaryota; Metazoa; Mollusca; Bivalvia; Pectinida; Pectinidae. Bases 160 to 693 code for a protein of 177 amino acids. The record is from RefSeq and is a predicted model, not a curated record. The transcript has 3 exons.